This is a messenger RNA of Caenorhabditis briggsae, 294 nucleotides long. Bases 1 to 294 code for a protein of 97 amino acids. The record is from RefSeq and is a predicted model, not a curated record. NCBI's taxonomy places the organism in Eukaryota, Metazoa, Nematoda, Chromadorea, Rhabditida, Rhabditidae. The transcript has 3 exons.
AUGGCGGCCGGCACCGGCUUUUAUGUGAAAGCCGUGAAAAGUCGAGGCCGGCCCUACGUCACCUCAUGGAAACCUGAAAUUCAGAAAACACAGAUCAAACCAUUCUUUCAGAAACCAAGAUCUCUUUUCACUCUCUUCUUCUUCUAUUCUUAUCUUUAUCUCUCUGUUUGUUUUAAAACUAUCCGUUUUGCGAAAAACGACCAUAAGGAGAAGCCGAAGACGUCACCCUGGAAUUCUCGGAAGGCAUCAUCUGAAGAGAAGCCCCUCAAUCAGUCAAAGGACAGCUAUCAGUAA